Molecule: messenger RNA, 1647 nt
Organism: Naegleria lovaniensis
Lineage: Eukaryota; Heterolobosea; Eutetramitea; Acrasida; Naegleriidae
Exons: 2
Coding region: 1-1647 (548 amino acids)
Source: RefSeq, a predicted model, not a curated record
AUGUCUCCUCCUUCCUCUGAAUUACAUCAAUCCAACUCGAUCGAAUUACAAGAAGAACACAAUCAAAUACCCAUUUCGAACAGUCCUCCGACACAACCACCAACCACUCCACCUUCUUCCAAUCCACCCCAACAAGUCCACAAGAACAACUCGUUCGAACCCAACGAUCACUCGUCGAUGAAACCGAAAAAUUCCAAUGUCCAAAUUCGAACGUGUUGGGGAGUGAUUGAAUUGUCAUGGCUUCGACUUCUUUCAUUACUCUCACUCGUUGUGAAUAUUUUGGCAUUUGUCAUCUUGUUGGCAUUGAUGAUUUGGAGUUAUGCCGCGUUUCGAGAUUUGAGAACUGACACGAUCGAACAUACGGUAUUGGCUCGAUUGUAUCGAGAACGAUUGUCGUAUAGUUCGAAAACUGCGGCCUUAUAUUCGGCAUGUUUGGCUUCGUUGAAUGUUUCGGUCGUGACACCUCCGAGUAAUACCGGAACGGGAUCGGGCUCCGGGAGUUGUGUCGGAAGAAAAUGUAAGGGAAGAUCCAUGACGGAAGAAUAUGCCAUGGAAGCUACUACCAAUGCAUCUUCUUCACAAAAUUAUGAAUUAUACGUCUCACAAGAAGCCUAUCUCUUUUACAAUACGACUCUCUUGUAUAAUCAAACCAUUUCGAACUUGCUAGCAGCCAUGUCGGAUCAAGAAGUUCAAGCACUCAAUUUAACUCGACUCGAUUCCGUCGACAGUUCCAUUCAGUUCGAAGCCAAAGCUGUUGAACUCGCUUUGAAAAAAAACGGAACUCAAGCACUCCGCGUACUAUUUUCCGAUCCGACGUACCAAACCAAGCAAUCUCAAUUUUUACAACAAGUGUUGGAUCCUGUAGCUUUUUAUGUGAGUGACAAACAACAAACCAUUGCAUUUGUAUUAAAUGUCCAAACUGUGGUGAGUUUGGUUGUCAUUUUGUUGGCAGUGAGUAUUGUCAUUCCCGUAGUGAUUGCAACCUUAGUGUGUGCUUUGAAUCGAGAUGCCAUUCAGAUUGAAAGAUUGAAAAAGGCGAAUGCAUUGAUGGCCAUUGAUACCAUGAGAGAUCCUCAAUUGAGAAAGUUAUUUAAGGCCUUUUGCGAAAAAGAAUAUUCCGUCGAAAACUUUUUAUUACUCGAAAAAAUUGGUCAAUUUAAAGAGCUAGCUUCUAAAAGUAUGGAAAUCAAAAUGUUUUUAUACGACGAUUCCAAAUCCACACUCUCCGACGAUACGGACAUGAGCGAUGCUGGUUAUUCUGAAUAUUCCAGUAUGAGUAAUACUUCGACGAAAAAGCUCAGAAAAGAUUUGAAAAAAACAUAUACCGAGAGUGAUUUAUUUUCAUGUGAAAAGAAAAAGUAUGAAUUGGCCAUGGAAAUUUAUUCUGAAUUUUUGGAUAUGAAUGGAAGUCGAACAGUGAACUUGUCGAAAAAAAAGACCGAUGUCAUUAAGAAGAAAAUUGAGGAAUUUGCGAAUAGUGCAGUGCCCUUAUUGGAGGAUGAUAUGUUUGAUAGUAUUGAACGAGAAAUUGCACAUUUAAUGUUGGAUACACAUCGAAGAUUUAAGGAAAGUCUUGCUUUCAAGAAACAAAUGAAAAUUGAGAAUAUUAAUACGAGAAUUAAGAAUGCUGCUUCUAAAACCAAAUAA